AUGCUGGGCCUGGACGCGUGUGAGCUGGGGGCGCAGCUGCUGGAGCUGCUCCGGCUGGCGCUGUGCGCCCGAGUCCUCCUGACCGACAAGGAGAAGGGGCAGCUGCCGCCAGAUGAGGUGCUGGAUGAGGCCGUGCCGGAGUACCGGGCCCCGGGGAGGAAGAGCCUCCUGGAGAUCCAGCAGCUGGACCCGGACGAUGCGAGCCUGGUCAAGUACAAGCGGGUGCUGCUGGGGCCUGAGCCGCCUGUCGUGGACCCAAGCCUGCCCAACGUGCAGGUGACCAGCCUGACACUGAUGUCUGAGCAGGCCCCAGGGCCCAUCACCAUGGACCUCACAGGGGAGUUGGCUGCGCUGAAAAACCAGGUGUUUGUCCUGAAGGAGGGUGUUGAUUACAAAGUGAAGAUUACCUUCAAGGUCAAUAAGGAGAUCGUCAGUGGCCUCAAGUGUCUGCAUCACACCUACCGCCAGGGCCUGCGAGUGGACAAAGCCGUCUACAUGGUGGGCAGCUAUGGUCCGAGCACCCAGGAGUACGAGUUUGUGACUCCAUUGGAGGAGGCGCCCCGGGGCGCGCUGGUGCGGGGUGCCUACGUGGUCACGUCCUUCUUCACCGAUGACGACAGGACCCCCCACCUGUCCUGGGAGUGGGGCCUCCACAUCUGCCAGGACUGGGAGAGCUGA
Eubalaena glacialis (North Atlantic right whale) is the source of this 678-nucleotide messenger RNA. RefSeq names its product Rho GDP dissociation inhibitor gamma (gene ARHGDIG). NCBI's taxonomy places the organism in Eukaryota, Metazoa, Chordata, Mammalia, Artiodactyla, Balaenidae. Gene Ontology annotation, biological process: Rho protein signal transduction. The record is from RefSeq and is a predicted model, not a curated record. Gene Ontology annotation, molecular function: protein binding; Rho GDP-dissociation inhibitor activity. Gene Ontology annotation, cellular component: cytoplasm; cytosol; membrane. The transcript has 6 exons. Bases 1 to 678 code for a protein of 225 amino acids.